AUGUAUUCUGGAUUUGUAUUGUUGGCUGCCCUGCAUUUUCUUCGAGGAUGCCACUCUCUUUCUGAUGGCACUUUAGCUGGGGAAAGGGCAGUACAGAGUGGGGCAACGCCGUUAUUGGAAAUAUUCCAAGUGGAAGCACCCUUGAGAAAGACUUAUGACGGUGCAGCUUGCAAGAAAGUUGUGAUACAACAUGAAUUCGCAGCUAGUUACGGCACUCCAUAUGUUGGAUCAUACUCUCCCCCUGCAAACUGCAAGUUUACGACCACAAUCUUCAACCUCUCUAUCACUUCCUACGGCAUCAAUUAUGACAGGCUUGGACUGAUUUACUUCGGCGACGUUGAACUGUGGCGCUUAACGACCGCUAUGCCUGUCCGUACGGGGAUAUUCUCGAACUACCAAAAGGAUGUGACAAUAUUUGAUCCAAUACUUCGAUCGGAGCAAAAGGUCAUAAUGACGAUGGACAACAUUUAUGACUCAACUUUUACUGGCGCUUGGAACGUGACGCUAACAGCCUUGUACUACGAUGAUCAUAAAACAUUGACGCCUGCCAACAAGAUACUGCCGAUAUCUUCCCAGUCAUCUGCCCAGAACAGAAUAUCAGUAUUUUCUCUUCCUGACGGAAACGCUACCAGUCAAAUCACCCUCCCAAGGAAUACUGAAAGAGCUGUGGUUAGUAUUCUGGCGUCAGGAAAUGGUGCCGAGGAGUUUUGGUUCAGAAAUGUCGAAUCAGAAUACCUCAAUACCUUUAACAAUUCAGUGCUCUACGGCUACAGCCCUUUCAGAGAGGUUCAAUUGUUGAUCGAUGGAAAUCUAGCAGGAGUAAGCUGGCCUUUUCCAAUUGUGUUCACAGGAGGUAUCAGCCCUGGACUGUGGGUACCGAUUGUUGGAAUCGACGCCUUUGAUAUUCCAAGCUUUGAAAUUGACAUUAGUCCAUGGCUUGGACUCUUGUGCGAUGGAAAAGCACAUACCUUCGAACUCAAGGUCGUCGGGUAUGACUCGAAAAACACAUUUGGAUCAAUUAAUUCCAACUGGUGGGUGUCUGCAAGCGUAUUUGUGUGGACUGAUCCCCAAGGCAAGCAAACCAAAGGAAGUUCCAUUCAAUCCUCAGUACCGCGUCCAGACUUCAAACUUACCCCAAAGAUAACCUCCUCAGCUGGUACGAACACAAGUAUGUAUCUCAAGCUAACAGCCAGCCGAAAGCUGUCACACACAGCUCGCAUUACCACUUCGUCUGGCACUCGAAGCCUCACGUGGGCACAGGACUUAUCCUACACGAAUGUUGAGGAUUACACCAAUCUGGGUUACAACAAAACAUUGACACAAAUCACUCGCGGUUCAGCAAGAUAUACUUCAUCCGGGGGUCUUUUGCCAUUGCCAAUAACAAAUUCGUACUACUGGCCUAUCCACUUUACAUCAGACAACCUCGUCCCUAUCAACCCUCAGGUGAAGAACCAGACCUUGAUAGCAAGCAUUGAUCGCUCGUCAGUGGAAACGACGAUUCCAAUCCUUCCAUACUUGACCAAAUCCGUGUCGCAAAUCUUCCCCUCAAUUCUCACCACUCGACAAGCCGGUGACAGCGUGUAUUUCUGGAACAACACAUACUAUCAAUUUGCCGGCGCAAUCGACCCAGCCAAAGGAACAGUUGGUACUACAGAGCAGUGGUAUUCUUUUCUAGAUAGCGACACAGCUUAUGGAAGAUAUGUAAAGGCAGUCGAUGGAUAUGAACCAGUACUGAUCGUCGACAAGGAGUUUGGCGAGGCCAUAUCUGUACCUAACACUGAUGUUAGCUCAGCGGAGUAG
This is a messenger RNA of Glarea lozoyensis ATCC 20868, 1800 nucleotides long. RefSeq lists its product as uncharacterized. The record is from RefSeq and is a predicted model, not a curated record. The transcript has 3 exons. Lineage: Eukaryota; Fungi; Ascomycota; Leotiomycetes; Helotiales; Helotiaceae. The coding region runs from base 1 to 1800 and encodes 599 amino acids.